Messenger RNA from Lecanosticta acicola, 984 nucleotides. The record is from the annotation of a GenBank genome assembly. NCBI's taxonomy places the organism in Eukaryota, Fungi, Ascomycota, Dothideomycetes, Mycosphaerellales, Mycosphaerellaceae.
AUGCCGUCGGCGCAGAUCAACCAGCCGUCAAACCAGAUCAAGUUAACCAAUGUGUCGCUCGUUCGCAUGAAGAAGGGCAAAAAGCGUUUCGAAGUCGCUUGCUACAAGAACACAGUCACGUCUUUCCGCGCCGGCAACGAGACAGACCUCGACAAUGUCCUGCAAAUACCCAACGUCUUCUUGAACGUCUCAAAAGGCCAGGUUGCUCCGAAUGAGGAACUAAAGAAGGCCUUUCCGGGCAUGACAAGAGACGAAGUGGUACUGGAAAUUUUGAAGAAGGGAGAGAUCCAGGUUGGUGAGAAGGAGCGGUCACAAGAGUUGGACAGAGUUCACAAGGAGGUGAUCGAGAUCGUUGCAGGCAGGUUAGUCGACCCAAAGAGCAAAAGAGUGUAUACAACGGGUAUGAUUGAGAAAGCGCUGGAUCAGCUUAGCAGUCAAGGAGGACAAGCCGGACGUAGCGCUGGUAAAGGCAGUGCCGAAGGAAGCGAUAGGAGCAAGAGCAGAGAUCAGAGCGCUGCGCCAAUUGAGUCUGGAUCAAGCACACCGGCCAAGUCGAACGGCGAUGCGAACGGCAGCGAAGAGAAGACGGAGAAAGCAAAGCCAAAGUGGACGGGCGUGACUACAACAAGAAGUGCAAAGUCGCAGGCUCUGGAAGCGAUGAAGGCUCUGAUCGCGCACCAGCCCAUUCCAGUUGCACGGGCGAGGAUGAGGCUGAGAAUCACUUGCCCAACGAGCAUCACAAAGCAGACUGUGAAGUCAGCGCCCAAGUCAGAAGGCGAAGAGGCGACAUCGAGCUCGGUCAAGGACAAGAUUUUGAGCUUCGUGGAGCAGGUCGAGAACCAGGACGUGGCGGGAGACGAAUGGGAGUGUGUGGGUUUCGUGGAGCCAGGCAGCUUCAAGACUCUCAGUGAGUUUACGAGCGCACAAGCGAAAGGAAGAGCCAGGGUCGAAGUGCUUGAUACGGCCGUUACGCAUGAGGAUUAG